Molecule: messenger RNA, 1005 nt
Organism: Fraxinus pennsylvanica
Lineage: Eukaryota; Viridiplantae; Streptophyta; Magnoliopsida; Lamiales; Oleaceae
Source: the annotation of a GenBank genome assembly
AUGUCUUCUAUAACGUUGAAAUCAUCGUUUUUCUUACCCUCUCAUUCUACUCCUUCAGCUUCGUUUUUCCUGCCCCUUUCGAUCCGAUUGCCUCGGAAAUUGAAUUAUAAAGGAAGGUUUUGUGUUAUCAGAGCUCACUCUUUUGACAAUUUAGAAAAUGAUGAUCAAAAGAACAAUAAAAGUAGUUCCCCCAAUGCCGGCGACUCUAAAAUCCCCAACGGCACUAUGCAUAAGAGCCGGAAGGAUAUCCUUUUGGAGUAUGUACAAAAUGUACAGCCGGAAUUUAUGGAAUUAUUCGUCAAAAGGGCUCCCCAGCAGGUAGUCGAUGCAAUGCGCCAAACAGUGACAAAUAUGAUUGGAACGCUACCUCCUCAAUUUUUUGCAGUAACAGUAACUACUGUUGCGGAAAAUCUUGCACAGCUCAUGUAUAGUGUCAUGAUGACCGGAUAUAUGUUUAGGAAUGUGCAACAUCGGUUGGAAUUGCAACAAAGCUUGGAACAGGUUGCUCUUCCUGAACCGCAAGAAAAAAAGGAUGCACAAGAUUAUGCUCCAGGUACACAGAAAAAAGUGACAGGUGAUGUUAUAAGGUGGAACAAUAUCUCGGGUCCUGAAAAAAUAGAUGCAGUCAAAUAUAUUGAGUUACUUGAAGCAGAGAUCGAUGAACUUAACAGCCAAGUAGCAAGAAAAACUGCUAAUGGGCACAAUGAACUGUUGGAAUAUCUAAAAUCUCUAGAGCCUCAAAAUCUGAAGGAGCUAACAAGUAGUGCAGGGGAAGAUGUUGUGCUGGCAAUGAACACAUUUAUAAAGCGCCUCUUGGCUGUUUCGGACCCUAGUCAAAUGAAGACUAGUGUGACUGAGACAAGUGCCCCGGAACUUGCCAAGCUGCUUUAUUGGCUUAUGAUGGUUGGUUAUAGUAUUAGGAACAUUGAAGUUCGCUUUGAUAUGGAAAGGGUACUCGGUGCAACACCAAAGCUAGCAGAGCUACCUCCAGGCGAGAACAUUUAG